Messenger RNA from Drosophila takahashii, 1691 nucleotides. It is a transcript of the gene Adk3, whose product is annotated as Adenosine kinase 3. Gene Ontology annotation, biological process: purine nucleobase metabolic process; purine ribonucleoside salvage. Gene Ontology annotation, molecular function: adenosine kinase activity. The record is from RefSeq and is a predicted model, not a curated record. Gene Ontology annotation, cellular component: nucleus; cytosol. NCBI's taxonomy places the organism in Eukaryota, Metazoa, Arthropoda, Insecta, Diptera, Drosophilidae.
UAAAAAGAAGUUAGAGAACUCAAACUAAUUGCCCGAAAUGGGCUAGAUGGGAAAAAACAAACAAUCACGCUGGCGUGAGCGAGAUAAAAACACCGGGGCAAACCGGCCCGAGCAUUCAUUUUUCUUUGGGACGACAAAAGCGACGGAUCGUUCGUUGUUAUUGAUAUUUCACCUCCAUCCGUGGCUCCGUUCACAUCGCACAUUUUGUAAAUAGAACGCGAAAAUCCCCACGAAGCGUUAAUUUUUGCAUACAAUGGAGUACCUGAGCUACGUGUACGAGAAAAUCUUCGGAGGAAAUCCACCGACAGACGACGACGACACGCAAGGGGCUUUCCACACGCCUCGCAAGGUCAUCUGCUUCGGUAAUGUCCUUCUAGACCGAUUGGUUAAACUCGAGGAUCCCGCACUCCUCGAGCGAUUCGGCCUGGAACUGGGCUCCAAGGGAGAACUGGACAUGGAGAAACUCAACCAGUUGGCAGCGGAGGCUUCAGAGAGCUCCCAGUGCCUUACGAAUCCGGGAGGCUCUGCCCUCAACACAGCCCGCAUCCUGAAGCAACUGGGCACAGAUGCGCUCUUCUUCGGAGCCGUGGGAGCCGAUAAGCACGCCGAGGAGCUGCGCCUGAUCUUCCGGGAACGCGGCAUCGAGGCCAGGCUGCAGACCGUCGAGGAUGCGCACACCGGUCAGUGUGUGUGCUUGAUGUACCAGGACAAUCCCACGCUGUACGCCAAUAUCGGGGCCUCUGCCCAGUUCAAAGUGCAGACCCUGAGCCACGCCGUCAGCCACGAGGGUCAGAGCUUCCUGCGACCCGUGGAGCGCAAGCAGAUCCUGUAUGUGGAGGGCUUCUUCGUGCCCCAGCGUAGCGACGUAUGCGACUACAUAGUGCAGCAUCUGGUGCGGGAAAGGCGACGCCUGGCCCUCAACCUCAGUGCUCCCUACAUUGUGCGCAAGAAUCCCCAGGCCAUGCUGAAGCUGGCCCGCGUUGCCUUCUUCCUGUUUGGCAAUCGCCAGGAGUUCGAGGCUCUGGCCGAGGCAGCCGGUGGAUUCCGAAAUGUCGACGAGCUGGCGGAGCAUCUACUCCAGUCCGGCGGCACCAAGGUCAUCUUCGUGACCAACGGCAGUUCGGGCGUCCAGGUGAUCACCAACUACGUCGAGGAGCUGGCUCCUCCCGGACCCGUCAGCUUCGAGGACUACAGGGCGCAGCGCGUGGAGCAGUGUGUGGAUUCCACGGGCGCUGGUGAUGCCUUCGUGGCCGGAUUUCUGCACGCCUGGCUGGAGAAGCGAUCGCUGGGCGAGUGCAUCCGCAUGGCCUCCAACGUGGCCGCCAAGGUCGUCACCCAGGUGGGCUGCAAUCUGCCCUAGACUUCGGUCGAACUGCAUCGCAAUCUCGGAAAGCGCACAAUCAAGCACCAAAGUAGACUCAUAGCUUGUAAUUAUUACCAUAAUCUCCACAAACUUUAGGCUUAGUCAAACACGGUUUAUCCACGGUUUCACACACAAGCAAUGAUCUUGGUCAUAAUUGGACUAAAGUGAUUUAUAUAUCCUCUAAUGAAAGAUAAGAGAAUUAAUUCUGCUUUCCUAAUUUGCCCAUGUACAAACUGGGUUGUUCCGAGGUUCACUUAUCGCUUUAUGGACGAUAAGUGUUCUGUUAAUGUUAUUCAUUUCCAAUUGAAUAAAACGUUUAAAUUACAAA